Chara braunii is the source of this 2471-nucleotide messenger RNA. The record is from the annotation of a GenBank genome assembly. Lineage: Eukaryota; Viridiplantae; Streptophyta; Charophyceae; Charales; Characeae.
CCAAGGAGUGGAAGUGGGAUGACAUUGCGAAGCGCAUGGCGAACACGGGGAGGCCUUAAGACGAGGACGACUGCAUGAAGAAGUGGGACAAUCUCUUCCAAAACUACAAGAAGAUACAGAGGUUUCAGAAUGCGAGUGGCCGGCCAGAUUUCUUCGGGUUAUCGAAUGAAGAAAGGAAGGAGCACAACUUCAAGUGCCAGAUAGAGAGGGUGCUGUACAACGAGAUCCACGCAGGCAUGCUGGGCAACCAUACAAUUUUCCCUCCCAACGUCGCCGACACCAGAAGUCCGGACGGGGUGCAGCUACCCAGGCGAGGGGCGGGUGUUGGGGAGUCUGUUGGUAGUGAGGCCGCUGGUGAAGGCUUCCCUGAAGAACGUUCUUCUACGAGGGACUCCGACAACAAAGCAGCCAGCGGGGCUGGAGGUGGGAAGCGGAAGAAUGCGCGUCAACAGGCGUCGGAGUCGAUUGCUGAUGUCAUGGAACGCCAUGGCGAACUGAUGUCGUCGAUGAUCGAAUCGUCUAGCAAGCGGCAGUGCAGCAUAUUCACAAGGCAAUGCGACAUACUCGAGCAGGAAGUCGCAGUCCAGAAAGCGCACUACGAGGCAUCCGAUGAGACGCAGAGGAUGAUGUGCCACGCGCUUAUGGAGAUCGCUGCCGCCAUCCGUGGUAGCAGCACGGGAGACAUUUGUCUCGCCAGAUCGGCGAGACUUCAAACGGCGGUCGGUGAAGCACUUCCCGCUCAUCCGAUCACACCACCAAGCUGCAGGCCGCCACGAAGCAUGUCUAUGCGAGGAACCGCCCGUGGGAAGAAGCGCGACGGAGUCCCUGACGACAGCCAAGGGCAGGGAAGAGGUCGGCGGCAAGUCCCGAAGGCGAAGAGCGUGCGUUCGGAUGAUGCGUCAGCAAGGGUGCCUCCUCGUGGAGCGCAAGGUUGGGCGGCAGCAGCGGAGGGGGACUACGACGAAGACUUCACGACGAAGGAAGAGCAGGCAGAGGCGACCGCGUCUGCAAUACGGGAGAGCGGUAGGCAGCGCUCUUCUGAUCAGAGCGCUUUGAAAAGGAUGCUAACCCCUCCACCCGAGGCGCAGCAACUGCGUUCCCGCAAAAGGCGGACAGAGAAGGUUGUCGUCGUCAAUAUCGGCGGCGAGGAUGACGAGCCCUUGGAAAGACGUCGCAUGCGCACUCGUACGACGGCAACCCCACCGCCGGCGGUGAUGGCCCGCGCUGCUGUAGACGAAAGGCCAGUCCCGGGUAGGCCGGUCGCCACGUCGUCUCAGCCACGUCAGCGCAACGAGGGUGGUGACGGAGGGUCCGUCCAACGCAGCGGCGGGGGGGAAGUCGUGGAAGACGCACGCGCAGUUGGUGGCGAGGCGACAGGUGUGGCGGGGGCGGGUGCUUCAGGCACUGUGGCCCCCGUUGCGACGGUGAGAGAGGAGGCAGCAGUUGUGGUGAAGGCGAGAGAGGAGACCCGUGGCGAGAAGAAAAGUGAUCGGGAGGGCCGCGAGCUCGGUUCAAGCCGGCUACGCAGGGGAGUGAUGACAAAAGACCUCAUCGAUCAUACCGUCCUUUGGGUCGAUGACAAAGCUUUCUGGACGACGGGGGAGGGGAUCCUCGACCAAUCACAGUUGCAGCAAGCGAUCUCCCAUGCGGCGGCAGUGGAGAACGUUGCUCUGCGCAUCUUGCAUGGCUGGGUAUUCAAGUCCAGGAGCCGCCCAAGGGGAUACAAUGUGGCUUUCCAGUACUCGCUUGAGUCCGUAGCGACGGACAUUCCGCGUGCUAUGUGGUACGGCGAGGAGUGGUGCGACGUCGUCGGUCCGGCGGUUUGCGCGCAAACGAUAGAUCUGUCCAUGGACUUACCACUGUGGCUCACCGGCGCCAACAUCGAGGACAGACCGGACGACGACGACAUGGUUGCGCACCAGGAGUCCACCGUCAUCUGCGUCACGCAUGCAUUCCGCGCGGUGGUGCAAAUGGGGGCGUUUAUUGAUGGCGACUUCAUCUCGCACGAUCGUCUUUGUCGGGUGCAUGACUGCUUCAGGCUGUUGUUAGCGGCAUGCAUGUGGAUAAUGCGCAUGGCGGGAGACGAUCCGCGCAGUCACUACGAGGCUUUCUACUUCACGAACCUCGUGGCGAAGCCCACACUCGUCGCGUCCAUGCAUCACUCCUUCGAUCAUCGACAAUCCGUCGUCCGCGCCACGAAAGUCGUCACGGAGAGGCUCGGGAAGGCAUAUGCCACGUUCGGACAGUACCCCGACUACAUCCCUCAAUGGGCACCCUGGGGCAUUGGUUUCAAUCACGACUCGAGCAUAACGGGGCUGGAGGAUGCGAAGAAGCUAGAUUGGUUGGGUUCGGGCCCCCCCGAUGAUGACAACAACAACGAUGGAAAAGAUGACGCGUAAGGGGGGGGGGGCGCGCUGUCGUGAUUGGCUUCGUUGUGGUUGGACCGGUGUGUAGUGCGCACCUGUUUAGUG